This is a messenger RNA of Dendroctonus ponderosae (mountain pine beetle), 1714 nucleotides long. It is a transcript of the gene UQCR-C1, whose product is annotated as mitochondrial-processing peptidase subunit beta. The transcript is spliced from 9 exons. The record is from RefSeq and is a predicted model, not a curated record. Gene Ontology annotation, cellular component: mitochondrion. Gene Ontology annotation, molecular function: metalloendopeptidase activity; metal ion binding. NCBI's taxonomy places the organism in Eukaryota, Metazoa, Arthropoda, Insecta, Coleoptera, Curculionidae. The coding region runs from base 91 to 1518 and encodes 475 amino acids.
AAUCCGCAAACCAGCCCGCGUAAAACCUCUGUUCACAAUCGGCGGCCGAAAGUGUCACUUGCUUGUCAUCGUCGAUUUACCAAAGAAAAAAUGUCCUCAAUCCUGAAAUUGUCCCAGUCAGUGGGCAAAUUAUCAAAAACCCCCAGUCUAUCCAAGGCCCUGAGGAAAGCCUCCAGUGCUGCCGCAGAGCCCAAGCAGGUCUCCUUAAAUGUGCCGCCCACCAAGGUGACGACUCUAAGCAAUGGUAUCAGGGUUGCUACAGAGGACUGGGGCUCCCAGACGGCCACAGUGGGCAUCUGGAUCGACGCAGGCAGCCGCUACGAAAACGAGAAAAACAAUGGCGUAGCCCAUUUCAUGGAGCAUAUGGCUUUUAAGGGAACUGGUAAACGCACUCAAAGCCAGCUGGAGCUCGAAAUUGAGGACCUGGGGGCCCAACUGAACGCCUACACCAGCAGGGAGCAGACUGUCUACUACUCCAAGUGCUUGGCCAAGGAUGUGCCCAAGGCUGUGGAGAUUCUAUCGGACAUCGUGCAAAACGCCAAGCUCGGCGAGGCGGAGAUCGAGAGAGAACGAGGGGUGAUUCUGAGGGAAAUGCAAGAAGUCGAGUCCAAUUUGCAGGAAGUGGUCUUCGACCACUUGCACUCGGUCGCUUACCAGGGCACGCCACUGGCCAACACCAUCUUAGGGCCCACUGCGAACAUCCGUUCCAUCAACGCAACUGACCUGAGGUACUACUUGGACAACCACUACAAAGCGAGUCGCAUUGUGGUGUCGGGAGCAGGAGGCGUCUGCCAUGAGGAUUUGGUGAAACUGGCCGAGAGCAGCUUGGGGCAACUGAACAACACUUACACGGGCGAAAUUCCCAAAUUGACCUCAUGCCGAUUCACCGGAUCGGAGGUUCGAGUGCGAGAUGACACUCUUCCACUGGCGCAUAUCGCGAUGGCUGUGGAAGGAGCCGGCUGGUCUGACCCGGACACAUUGAGCUUGAUGGUGGGCUCCACCCUGUUGGGAGCUUGGGACCGAUCUCAAGCUUCAGCCAAACAGAACGCCACGAACUUGGCGCGCGCCAGCGGCGAAGAGGACUUGUGCCACUCGUUCCAGAGCUUCAACACUUGCUACAAGGACACCGGCUUGUGGGGCAUCUACUUCGUGUGCGACCCCCUGAAAAUCGAGGACAUGGUGUUCAACAUCCAAGAGGAGUUCAUGAGGCUGUGCACCAGCGUGACCGAGGGAGAAGUGGAGCGCGCCAAGGCUCUGCUGACCGCCAACACUUUGCUGCAGCUGGACACCUCCACUGCCGUUUGCGAAGACAUCGGGCGCCAGCUGCUAUGCUACGGAAGGCGGCUGCCGCCUCAUGAGCUGACCCAUCGCAUCAACAGCAUUACAGCCCGCAAUGUUCGCGAUGUCAUGUACAAGUACUUGUACGACAGGUGUCCGGCGAUCGCCGCCGUUGGCCCAGUCGAGAACCUGCCCGACUACAACAACAUCCGAUCAUCCAUGUACUGGAUCCGGGUGUAAUUUCGAUCACGAUCAAGAACUGAUGUAUUUCCUAAUUGUUCAUCCACCUUUAAGCAGGAUUAGACAGUGGUGACCCGUAAAUUUCCUGUAAAUAUCCCUCCCUUCUUAAGGUACUGUUGAUUUUUAUUAAUUAAAACUUAUUUCUACCAACUGGCGUCAACUGGAUGUUGCAACUGAAUUAAAUUGCUGAAUUUGA